AUGCCGAAUCUUGGCUUUGUAAAUGCAGAAUUGAUCGUGCAGGAGGGAGGUCUUCCGCCAUUGGUUGAUCUCUUGUCCUCGUCCAAUGAAGGGAUCCAACAGCAAGCAGCAGGCGCCCUUUGGUCAUUGUCCGUCAAUGCAGAAAAUCACCUCAAGAUCGUCAGGGAGGGUGCUCUUACAUACAUGGUCAGGCUGCUACAAUCAAACAAUCCGAAGAUACAAGAGCAAGCUGCAGGAACUCUGCGCAAUCUUGCCGUGAAUGACGAGAACAAGGUCAAGAUCGUCCAGGAGGGGGCGCUACCACACCUGAUCGCCCUGCUGCGGUCGCAGAGUGACCCCGUCCUCAUCCAGGCGUCGGGAGCGAUUAGAAACCUGUCCGUCCACCCUCAGAAUGAGUUCAAGAUCGUGCAGGAGGGAGGGAUCAAACCGUUGGUCGACCUGCUGCGGUCGCCCAACUACAAGGUCGUCGAGCAAGCGUCUGUUGCGCUGCGGAACCUGUCAGUGAACGAUGCGAACAAAGUGUACUUCGCCACGGACGGGGCGCUGCCUCCUCUCAUCGCCCUCUUGCGAUCUCCCCAGCUGGUAGUGCAGGAGCAGGCAGCUGUGAUCCUCAGGAAUCUCAGCCUGACGACAGAGAACGAACGGAACAUCAUCCAGGAGGGAGGAUUACCUGCCAUCAUCUCCCUCCUUCGAACCAACGAGCCUCGGCUCCAAGUGCAUGCAGCUGUGAUCCUCAGGAACCUCUCGGUGAACAGCGAGAGCGAGGUGAAAAUCGUGCAGGAAGGAGGCCUCCCUCCGCUCAUCAACCUGCUGCGAAGCAGCGACCUGGAUGUUCAGGAGAACGCUGCAGGAGCCCUCCGCAACCUCUCGGAGAACGAUCAGAACAAGGUCAGGAUUGUUCAGGAGGGAGGACUGGCAUGGUUGAUCCCCUUGCUGCGAACCCCGUCCUUCAAGGUCCUGGAGCAGGUGAUCAUGGUGCUGUGGAACCUCUCGAUCAACGCGGAGAACAAGAUGCGGAUGGCGGAGAAAGGCGUGCUGCCUUCCCUCGUGACCCUGCUCAAGAGCCCGGAGGAGAGGAUCCAGGAGCUUGCUGUUGGAACCAUGAGGAAUCUCAGUAUCCAUUACGACAACAAGACCAAGAUCGUGCAGGAGGGGGCGCUGUCAGGGCUGAUCGCGCUCCUCCGAUCCCCCAUCGUGAACAUCUUGCAGCAUGCAACUGCCACGCUGAGGAACCUGUCUGUGAAGGAGGGAAACGACGUUAAGAUGGCCGUGGAGGGAGCCAUCCCCCCACUGAUCGCUCUCCUCUCGCACCCCUCGACAGAGGUGCAGCUCCACGCUUGUGGGGCCAUCCGCAACCUGUCCGUCAACGACGAGAACAAAGUAAAGAUUGCUCGAGACGUGGGCCUGCGUCCUCUGAUAGAGCUCCUCUCCUCCUCUGUGAUGGAGAUCCAAGAGCAGGCGGUGAUCGCGCUGCGGAACCUGUGCGCCAACUCGGAGAACCAGCUCAAGGUUGUACAGGAGGGGAUCAUCCCUCCUCUCAUCAACAUGCUCCGAGCGUACGAGGACAACCUCCAGAUGCUCGCUGCUGCUUGCCUCCGCAACGUUGCGCUGGACUCCGCGAACAAGGUGGCUGUGGUGGAGUCUGGGUCGCUCCCUCCCCUCGUCGCAUGCCUGAGCUCUGUCAACGUCGGGGUGCAGGAGCAGGCGGCUGCUGCCUUGCGCGUCCUCUCGUCGAACCCGGACAACCAGACAAGGAUCGUGGAGGAGGGAGGGCUCGGAGGGCUCAUCGAUUUGCUGAGAAGCGACAACAAGGACGUGCAGGAGCAUGCGUGCGGCGCCCUGAGGAACCUGAGCAUGAAGAGGGAGGUCAGCAGGAAGAUCGGGGAGGAGGGGGCUCUACCUUACAUGAUCGGUCUGCUUCGCUCUCCAGACGAGCGUAUCCAGGAGCAGGCAGCGACGCUGCUGCGCAACCUGUCGGUCAACGACGAGAACAAGAACCGGAUCUCCCAGGCCGGAGGACUGGCCCCACUCAUCAUCCUCCUCUCCUCCCCGCUCCCUCGGAUCCAAGAGCAGGCGGCGGUGGCGCUGAGAAACGUGUCGCUGACGGAGGAGAACGAGACGGCGCUGGUGCACGAGGGCGCGCUCCCUCCUCUCAUCGAGCUGCUCCAGCACACAGACGACCACAUCGUCGAGCAGGCGCUGGUCACUCUGCGCAACAUCUCCGUCAACGCAGAGAACGAGACGAAGAUCGUCAGUGCAGGAGGGCUCACCCCGCUCAUCACCCUCCUCCGAUCCCCCAAGCCCUCCAUCCAGGAGCAGGCGUGCGGAGCUAUCCGCAACCUUUCCGUUAACCCUGACAACAAGGUCAAGAUCGUGCACGAGGGCGGCCUCCCCCCGCUCGUCGCUCUCCUCCGCUCUCCGCAGGAGACGAUCCAGGAGCAGUCGGCCGUUGCCGUCCGAAACAUCUCCGUCAACCCCGAGUACGACACCAAGAUCGUGCAGGAGGGAGCGCUUGCUCCCCUCGUCGCCAUGCUGAGCAGCCCCAACGAGGUCCUCGUCGAGCAGGCGUGCGGCGCCAUCAGAAACCUCUCAGUCAACAACGAGAACAAGUCCAAGAUUGUCGCCAAGGGAGCUCUUCCUCGACUCUUCACCCUCGUACGUUCACAGAACGAGAAGAUCCAGGAGCAUGCGGCUGUCAGCCUGCGCAACCUCUCCGUCAACCCGGACAACGAGUCCAAGAUCGUCGCCGAAGGAGGCCUCCCUCCUCUCCUCGCCAUGCUCCGCUCCUCCGACCCCAUGAUCCAGCUCCAGGCAGCCGUUGCCAUCCGGAACCUCUCUUUCAGCCCGGAGAACGAGGUCAGGAUCGCAGCAGAGAACGGCAUCCCUCCUCUCGUCUCAGCCCUGCGCUCCCAAGACCCCAAGAUCCACGAGCACGUCCUCGUCUCCCUCCGCAACAUCAGCGCCAACCAGGACAACAAGGUCAGGAUCGUGCAGGAGGGAGCGCUCGGCCCCCUGGUCUUCCUGCUCCGCAGCGAGGACCACCUCCUCUGCCAGCUGGCAGCAGGAGUGCUCCGCAACCUUGCGAGCAACCUGGUCAACCAGGUCAAGAUAGUACAAGAGGACGCUCUCCCUCCGCUCUUCGCCCUCAUGCGGUCGCCCAAGACGGCAGUAAUUGAGCAGGCGAUCGGCUGUGUGCGGAACCUCUCGGUGAACGCCGAGAAUGAGGUAAAAAUCGUGGCCGGGAACGGCCUGCCGGUCCUGGUGUCUUGCCUCAAGAUGGAGGAGCGAGCCAUACAGGAGCACGCAGCUGUCAUCCUCCGCAACCUCUCCGUCAACGCUGAGAACAAGGUCAAGAUCGUGCAGGAGGGGGCGCUGAAGCCCCUUGUCCUCCUCCUCCAGAGCAAGAACGAGUUCACCCAGGAGCAGGCGGCCGUCGCUCUCCGCAACCUCUCCAUCAAUGCCACCAACGAGCACAAGAUGGUGCAGGAGGGAACGAUCCCUGCCAUGAUCGACCUGCUGCGCAGCAGGAACUUCCGUCUCAACGAGCAUGCGGCUGUCAGCCUGCGCAACCUCGCCAUCAACCCGGACAACGAGCGUCUCAUCGUCAACGAGGGAGCGAUCGAGCCCCUUGUCUCCCUCCUCCUCUCCCCCGAGAUCCCUGUCCUCGAGCACGCCGCCGGCGCUCUCCGCAACCUCUCCGUCCUCGAGGAGAACAAGGAGCAGAUCGUCGCUGCCAACGCCGUCGGCCCCCUCAUCACCCUGCUCAUGUCCCACAGCCCCCGCGUGCAGCUGCAGGCCGCCAUGACCCUGCGCAACCUCUCCCUCCUCCCCGGGACCGACGUGGCGAUCGUGCAGGAGGGAGGGCUGGAGCCGCUGAUCAGCAUGCUCUACUCCUCGGACGAGGCGCUACAGGAGGCUGCGCUCCUGGCGCUCAGGAACCUCUCAGUGCAUGAAGAGAACAAGGUGAAGGUGGUGCGGCAUGGGGGGCUGCCAGCGCUCCUCUCCCUGCUGGCGUCGAGCAACGCAGGGAUACAGGAGCAGGCGAUCGUCGUGCUGAGAAAUCUCUCGCUGGAUCCUGAGAACGAGGUGAGGAUGGUAGAGGAGGGAGCCGUUCCUGCCAUCGUCAACCUCCUCCGGUCGCCGCUGGAGAGCAUCCAGGAGCAUGCGGCAGUCACGCUCAGGAACUUGUCGCUGAGCGACGAGAAUGAGAUCAGGAUCGUUGAAGAGGGUUGCUUGCCUCCUCUUAUCGCUAUGCUCAACUCCGUCAAGGCCAGCCUGCAGCUCCAGGAAGGAGCUCUACCUCCACUCGUCCGCCUGCUAGAGUCCCCGGAGGAAGAAGUCCAGCUGCAGGUCGGCGUCGUCCUCCGCAACCUUGCGGUGAACGCGAGCAACAAAGUCAAGAUGGUUCAAGUCGGAGCGAUCAACCCGCUCCUCAAGCUCCUCCGCUCCCCCAACGUCCGCGUGCAAGAGCAGGCGUGCGCUGCUGUCCAGAACCUGAGCGUCAACAACGACAACAAGGUCAAGAUCAUCGAGGAGGGGGGGGUCCGCGCCAUCAUCUCCCUCCUCUCCAUCCAAGACACCACCCUCCAAGAGCACGCGUGCGGAGCCCUGAGGAACCUGUCGGCAGUAGAGGAGGCGCGCAACGUGAUCGUGUACGAGGGUGGUCUGCCUCCUCUGGUCCAGCUCCUCCGGUCCAAGUCGCAUGCCGUGCAGGAGCAUGCGUGCGUGACGCUGCGGCACCUGACCUCCUCGGAGGUGAACAGGAGCAAGCUGGUCAAGGAGAAUGGCGUCCUCCCCCUCGUUGAGCUCCUCCGCCAUGAGCAGGAGGAGCUCCAGGAGCAGGCGGCUGGCACGCUGCACAACCUGGCCAUCGACGCCGACAUCCGAGGUGUGAUAGUGCAGAAGCAGGGCAUACCUCCGCUCCUCGAGCUCCUCAACCCCUCCCUCGGGGAGAAGCUGCAGGAGCAGGCAGUUGGGACCAUCCGCAAUAUCUCAGUCAGCCCGCAGUAUGAGAUGGAGAUCGUGAGGGCAGGGGGGGUAGCGAGGAUCGUAGCGCUGCUCCGCAGCUUCUCUAAGACCAUCCAAGAGCACGCGGCCGUCGCCCUGCGGAACCUCUCUGUCAACCCGGAGAACAAGCUGCAGAUGGUGGAGGACGGCUGUCUGCCUCCCGUCAUCGCUUGCCUCUCCUCCUCCGAACAGAAGAUCCAGGAGCAGGCUGCCAUCGUCAUCCGAAACCUUGCGCUCGACCCCGAGCUCGAGGAAUCGAUCGUGGAUGCUGGAGUACUUCCUCCCCUCAUCGCCAUGCUCCGAUCCCCCUACGAGCGACUUCAGGAGCAUGCUGCUGUCGCGCUCCGCAACCUGUCGGUCAACGAGGUCAACGAGGUGAAGAUCGCUGAGGAAGGAGCGCUUCCUCCCAUUAUCGCUCUCCUCCGCUCCCCCGACAAACGGAUCCAAGAGCAGUCCCUCGGCGUCCUCCGCAACCUAUCCGUGUCCGCAGCCAACAAGGUUCGCAUCGUCAACGAAGGAGCUCUCCCAGCCCUCGUCAACAUCUUGCGAGGAACCGCGACCGAGCUCAUCGAGGGAGCGCUAAUCACCCUCAGGAACGUGACCGUCGAGCCAGAGAGUGACAUCCACCUCUUCCAGGACGGCGCCAUCGCUCCUCUGGUCCAGCUCCUCUCCUCCUCUGAUCCAGCUAUCAGCAAGGCUGCGCUAGGAUGUAUCCGCAACCUCUCCGCCAACAGCAGGUCCAAGGCUCACAUCCUCCGAGAGAACGGCCUCCACCCGCUCAUCGCCUUCCUUACCUCGGGGGACAGCGAGCUGCAGGAGAACGCUGCUGUUGUCUUCAGGAACCUGUCGGUCAGCGCAGAGAACGACGACAAGCUCGUGUGGGAGGGAGGACUUCCUCCUCUCGUCUCCCUCCUCUCCAGCCGCAGCGAGACGACCAUCGAGCACGCCAUCGGCGCCAUCCGCAAUCUCUCCUGCGGGGCUGCCAACAGACCCAAGAUCGCUGAAGGAAGCGGGGUGAAGCUGAUAGUCCAGCUGCUGUCCUCCUCCUCCGACAAGAUUCUCGAGCACGCCGCUGCCUCCCUCCGCAACAUCUCGGCAUCCCCUGCCGUGGCGGAGAAGAUCGCCCUCGAGGGAGGGAUUGCGCAGCUCAUCUGGCUCAUGGGAGGCUCCCUCCUGCCCUCCUGCAGGAUACAUGCCGCCAUCGCCCUGCGCAACCUGACGGCAGCGAGCACGGACAACGAGGUGAAGGUGGUACAGGAGGGCGUCCUUCGCACCCUCCUCCCGCUCCUCUCCUCCAGCGACGAGGAGCUGCAGGAGCAGGCGUGUAUCAUCCUAAGGAACAUCUCGGUGAACGCUGCCAACGACGAGAAGCUGAUGGGGGAGGGAGUGCUCCCGCCGCUGGUCAAGAACCUCAAGUCGCCCAGGAAGAUCAUACAGGAGCAGGCCGCCGGGACGUUGAGAAACCUCGCUGUCAACCCGAACAACAAGAACAGGAUCGUCGACGAGGGAGGCUUGCUUCCUCUGAUCGCGCUCCUCCGCUCUGCCGACAAGAAAGUGCAAGAGCAGUCGGCAGGGGCCAUCAGGAACUUGGCUACGGAUGACGUCAUCAAGAUCAAGCUGUCGCAAGAGGGUGCCCUCCUCCCCCUCGUCAACCUCCUCCGGCUCAACGAGGAGAACAUCCAAGAGCAGGCUGCCGGAGCUCUUCGCAACCUCGCGGUCAACCCGAAGCUUCGGGAUUUGAUCGCAGACGAGGGAGCUAUCACCCCCCUUGUCGACAUCCUGAAGCUGCCCAACCUCAGGAUUGUGAAGCAUGCAUGCGGAGCCCUUGCGAACCUCUCUAUGAAUGUUCGCAACAAGGCGAGGAUCGUUCAGGAUGGAGGUCUCCCCCGUUUCAUCGCUCUCCUGCGCUCGGGAGACGAUCAGGUGCAGGAACUCGCCGCUGUUGCUCUCCGCAACCUCAGCGUAUCUGCGGAUGCGGAGGUGAAGGUGGUACAGGAGGGAGGAAUCCCUCGCCUCCUCGAGAUGCUCGCCUCCAACGACGACCCCACCAAGGAGCAGGCGCUCCUUGCCCUCCGCAACUUCUCCACCUCCCCCGACAACGCGUCGAAGAUCGUGCGGGAGAGAGGACUGUCAGUCCUUGUCAAUUGCUUGCGUUCCAACAACGACAAGGUCAACGAGCACGCAAUCGUCGUGCUCAAGAACAUCGCUGUGCAUGGCGAGAUGGACCUCGAGACGAGCAAGGAGGGAGGGAUCCCUCCCCUCGUUGCCCUCCUGCGCUCCCCGGAUCAGCGAGUGCAGGAGCAGAGCAUCGAGGUCCUCCGGUCCCUUGCCACCUCAGCCGCGAACGAGGUCGAGCUGGUCAGCGACAACGGCCUCCCCCCCCUCAUGGAGCUCCUCCUCGCUCCCCAGGAGGCCGUCCAACAGCAGGCCAUCUCCUCCAUGCGCACAAUCGCCGCAAACAUGGAGAAUCAGAAGAGAAUCAUAGAGGAAGGAGCCCUCCCGCUCGUGAUCGGCCUCCUCCGCUCCCCCAACGUCCAGGUUCAAGAGCAUGCCGUCUUUACAGUCAGGAGCAUCACUGCCAACGUGGACAUGAAGCACAAGAUCCUCGAAGCCGACGGUCUCGCUCCCCUGAUCGCCCUCACCCGCUCCCACUCUGCGGCUGCGCAGGAGGGGGCGCUUGCCUCGCUCUUCUCCUUGUCCUUCGACACCUCGACAGUGCUCAAACUUGCCGAGUAUGGAGGCAUCGCUCCCCUCGUUCAGUUGCUCACGUCUCCCAACGAUGAGGCGCAGGCGCUGGCAGCAGGCAUCUGCCGCAACCUGUCAGUCUCGCAGGAGACGGAGGGCGAGCUGGUGGAGGCAGGAGCGAUCGCUCCUCUCGUCUCCCUCCUCUCCUCCCCCAACCCCUCUGCCAUGGAACAUGCGGUCAACACCCUCAAGAACCUCUCGGCAUCUGCUGCCCACAAGGUACGGAUGGUACAAGACGGAUGCUUGCGUCCUCUCUUCAGCCUCCUCGCCAACCCCAACAUCAACAUCCAGGAGCCUGCUGCCGUCGCCAUAAGGAACCUGUCUGCUCACCCCAAGAACAAGGACCGCAUCGUGUCGGAGGGAGGCCUCCCCUACGUUAUCUCCCUCCUCCGCUCUCAGGACAAGGGCAUGCAAGAGCAUGGGGCAGUGGUCAUCAGGAACGUGUCAGUCAACGACCAGAAUGAGGUGAAGAUCGUGGAGGACGGGGCCCUUCCUCCCCUCGUGGAGCUCCUCAAGUCGCAGGACCCGAAGCUGCAGGAGCUGUCUGCUGGGGCGAUCCGCAACCUGUCGGUCAACGCCAACAACAAGGUGCUCAUCUCCCAGGAAGGCGGUAUCCCUCCCCUCAUCGCCCUCCUCUCCUCCUCCGACGACAAGAUCCAGGAGCAGGCGGCCGUCGCCCUCCGCAACCUCUCCGUCAACCCGCAGAACGAGCUGCAGAUCGUGCAAGAGGGAGGGCUGCGGCCUCUGGUCACUCUGCUCCGCUCCACCAACGACAAGGUCCAGAGGCAGUCGGCAGGAGCCCUAGCCAAUCUUUCCGUCAACCCCAAGAACAAGGUGAAGCUGGUACAAGCAGGAGGUCUCCCACCGCUCGUCACGCUGCUGCGAUCGGGCUCGGACAAAGUCAAGGAGCAUGCUGCCGGCGCUAUGAGGAACCUGUCGAUGAACCCAGAGCUGGAGGCUGACAUGCUCAGGGAGGGAGUGCUCGGUCCCCUGAUCUCCCUCCUCUUCUCCCCAGAGAUCAAGAUCCAGCUGCAGUCCGCAGUCGCCAUCCGCAAUCUCUCCGUCACCCCAGACAGCAAGAUCAAGAUCGUUGAGGAGGGGGCCAUCGUCCCCCUCGUCUCCCUCCUCCGCUCCGCCGACCUGCGUCUCCAGGAGCAGGCGGCAGUGAUCUUUCGCAACCUUUCUGUCAACUCAGAGAACAAGAUUGCCAUCGUCGAAGCCGACGUCGUCCCUCCUCUCAUCGCCCUCCUCAAGCCCCCCGACGAACCUUCCUCCAUGGAGGGAGAGCCGGAGUACGAGGGUCAGAUGGCACAGUACAAGCAGCAGGUCAAGAUCCAGGAGCAGGCAGGAGGAGCGAUACGAAACCUCUCCAUGCACACCGACAACAAACCGAAGCUCGUCUCCCUCGGCGUCAUCCCCCCAGUCCUCCUCCUGCUCAAGUCGGAGGAUCCUCGCGUGCAAGAACAAGGAGCAGGCAUCCUGCGCAACUUGUCUGUCUCUGCUCCUCACGCCAGCAUCGUCGUGUCGGAUGGUGGUGUGCCCUUCCUCACCGAGCUCCUCAAGAGCCCCGACUACAAAGUGCAGGAGCAGGCUGCUGCAACGAUCAGAAACAUCUCGGCAACAACUGAGCUGCGACCCGCUCUUGUACAGGCUGGUGUCUUGCCGCUGUUGAUUGAGCUGCUUUCUUCCCCCGAGGAGAAGAUUCAGGAGCAGGCGGGAGUAGCUCUCCGCAACCUUUCCGACACCGUCAAGUAG
Molecule: messenger RNA, 9507 nt
Organism: Guillardia theta CCMP2712
Lineage: Eukaryota; Cryptophyceae; Pyrenomonadales; Geminigeraceae
Exons: 17
Coding region: 1-9507 (3168 amino acids)
Biological process (GO): nucleus-vacuole junction assembly
Molecular function (GO): protein binding; protein-membrane adaptor activity
Source: RefSeq, a predicted model, not a curated record